Candidula unifasciata is the source of this 456-nucleotide messenger RNA. The record is from the annotation of a GenBank genome assembly. Lineage: Eukaryota; Metazoa; Mollusca; Gastropoda; Stylommatophora; Geomitridae.
AUGGACAGUCUACGCCAUGACCUCCGCAGCACAAUCUCCCAACUGACCCCGGUACCUCCUGGCACGCCCAUCAACGGACUCUCGCCCAACCGCAGCCUCUUCCAAACAACCUACUGUGGUAGGACGCUUUUUGAUGGUCGCACAUUGCAACCACCUUCCCAGUUUGACAGGCAAAGUCCUCUGAACACGUCGCUGGAAGCUGCUGACGUCACUAAAAAUGUAUUGCUGACUUCAUUAGAUCUCGAAUGUCUCAAAGCGGAGAUUAUCUUGGGGAUAAAAGAAGAGUUAAGAUUAGUUCUACAGCAGACGAUGCAAGCAGCGGAGUGGAAACACACAACGCACAAGAUGUCUUCUUCUCAACGACAUCUAUCUUCAGUUGCACAUUCAGAUUCCCAGGGUUCGUUACCUCCCUACAGUUCUGACCUCUACCAUACUCAUCUGUACACGCAGCUUUGA